Molecule: messenger RNA, 6513 nt
Organism: Globicephala melas (long-finned pilot whale)
Lineage: Eukaryota; Metazoa; Chordata; Mammalia; Artiodactyla; Delphinidae
Gene: PROX1
Product: prospero homeobox 1
Biological process (GO): regulation of transcription by RNA polymerase II
Cellular component (GO): nucleus
Molecular function (GO): RNA polymerase II cis-regulatory region sequence-specific DNA binding; DNA-binding transcription factor activity, RNA polymerase II-specific
Source: RefSeq, a predicted model, not a curated record
GUGGAGCGGAGCCCUCAGCUGAGGGAGCGCUCUGAAAUAAUACACCAUUGCAGCCGGGGAAAGCAGAGCGGCGCAAAAGAGCUCUCGCCGGGUCCGCCUGCUCCCUCUCCGCUUCGCUCCUCUUCUCUCCUCUCCUCUCUCCCCUCUUCUACUCUCUUCUCUUCUCUUCUCUCUUCUCCUAGUCUCCUCUCUCCUCCUCUCGCGUCUUCUCUUCCUCUCUCUCCUCUCUUCUUGUCUUCCCUCCUCUCCUCUCCCUGCCCACCCGCUCCUCUCUCUCCCCUCAUUCUCCCCGUCGGCCCGCUCGCGCGCUCCCGCACGGACUCACCGUCCCUUGUCCAAUUAUCAUAUUCAUCACCCGCAAGAUCUCACCGUGCGUGUGCGCGCGCGUGUUUUCCUCUCUCCGCCUGCAAAAAAGGCUCGGUCCCACUGCUCUCUGCACCGAGAGAAAAUGGUGUUCUUUAAAUGAAUCAUAAUAAAAUAGUGUCUAAACAGUUUCUAAGCAGAAGCCUCAGUGGAACUCAGCGCUCCGCCUCUCCCAGUUCCUACGAGGUCCCAGGAUUCUUGAGCUGUGCCCAGCUGACGAGCUUUUCAAGAUGGCACAAUAACUGUCCAGUGAUGCCUGACCAUGACAGCACAGCCCUCUUAAGCCGGCAAACCAAGAGGAGAAGAGUUGACAUUGGAGUGAAAAGGACGGUAGGGACAGCAUCUGCAUUUUUUGCUAAGGCAAGAGCGACGUUUUUUAGUGCCAUGAAUCCCCAAGGUUCCGAGCAGGAUGUUGAGUAUUCAGUGGUGCAGCAUGCAGAUGGGGAAAAGUCAAAUGUACUCCGCAAGCUGCUGAAGAGGGCGAACUCAUAUGAAGAUGCCAUGAUGCCUUUUCCAGGAGCAACCAUAAUUUCCCAGCUGUUGAAAAAUAACAUGAACAAAAAUGGUGGCACGGAGCCCAGUUUCCAAGCCAGCGGUCUCUCUAGUACAGGCUCCGAAGUACAUCAGGAGGAUAUAUGCAGCAACUCUUCAAGAGACAGCCCCCCAGAGUGUCUUUCCCCUUUUGGCAGGCCUACUAUGAGCCAGUUUGAUAUGGAUCGCUUAUGUGACGAGCACCUGAGAGCAAAGCGCGCCCGGGUUGAGAAUAUAAUCCGGGGUAUGAGCCAUUCCCCCAGUGUGGCAUUACGGGGCAAUGAAAAUGAAAGAGAUAUGGCCCCGCAGUCUGUGAGUCCCCGAGAAAGUUACCGAGAAAACAAACGCAAGCAGAAGCUGCCCCAGCAGCAGCAACAGAGUUUCCAGCAGCUGGUUUCAGCCCGCAAAGAACAGAAGCGAGAGGAGCGCCGACAGCUGAAACAGCAGCUGGAGGACAUGCAGAAACAGCUGCGCCAGCUGCAGGAAAAGUUCUACCAGAUCUAUGACAGCACUGAUUCUGAAAAUGAUGAAGAUGGUAACCUGUCUGAAGACAGCAUGCGCUCGGAGAUCCUGGAUGCCAGGGCCCAGGACUCCGUGGGGAGGUCAGACAAUGAGAUGUGCGAGCUGGACCCGGGGCAGUUCAUCGACCGAGCCCGGGCCCUGAUCCGGGAGCAGGAAAUGGCCGAAAACAAGCCGAAGCGAGAAGGCAACAACAAAGAAAGAGACCACGGGCCAAACUCCUUACAACCCGAAGGCAAACAUUUGGCCGAGACCUUGAAACAAGAACUGAACACUGCCAUGUCGCAAGUUGUGGACACUGUGGUCAAAGUCUUCUCCGCCAAACCCUCUCGCCAGGUUCCUCAGGUCUUUCCGCCGCUCCAGAUCCCCCAGGCCAGAUUUGCAGUCAACGGGGAGAACCACAAUUUCCACACCGCCAACCAGCGCCUGCAGUGCUUUGGCGAUGUCAUCAUUCCGAACCCCCUGGACACCUUUGGCAAUGUGCAGAUGCCCAGUUCCACAGACCAGACAGAAGCACUGCCCCUGGUGGUCCGCAAAAACUCAUCUGACCAGUCUGCCUCCGGCCCCCCUGCCGGCGGUCACCACCAGCCCCUGCACCAGUCGCCUCUGUCGGCCACCGCAGGCUUUACCACGUCCACCUUCCGCCACCCCUUUCCCCUCCCCUUGAUGGCCUACCCGUUUCAGAGUCCAUUAGGUGCUCCCUCCGGCUCCUUCUCGGGAAAAGACAGAGCCUCUCCUGAAUCCUUAGACUUAACUAGGGAGACCACGAGUCUGAGGACCAAGAUGUCAUCCCACCACCUGAGCCACCAUCCUUGUUCACCAGCACAUCCACCCAGCACCGCAGAAGGGCUCUCCUUGUCUCUCAUCAAAUCCGAGUGUGGCGAUCUUCAAGACAUGUCCGAAAUCUCACCUUAUUCGGGAAGUGCAAUGCAGGAAGGAUUGUCACCCAAUCACUUGAAAAAAGCAAAGCUCAUGUUCUUUUACACCCGUUAUCCCAGCUCCAACAUGCUGAAAACCUACUUCUCUGAUGUAAAGUUCAACAGAUGCAUUACCUCUCAGCUCAUCAAGUGGUUUAGCAAUUUCCGUGAGUUUUACUACAUUCAGAUGGAGAAGUACGCGCGUCAAGCCAUCAACGAUGGGGUCACCAGUACCGAAGAGCUGUCUAUAACCAGAGACUGUGAGCUGUACAGGGCUCUGAACAUGCACUACAAUAAAGCAAAUGACUUUGAGGUUCCAGAGAGAUUCCUGGAAGUUGCGCAGAUCACAUUACGGGAGUUUUUCAAUGCCAUUAUCGCAGGCAAAGAUGUUGAUCCUUCCUGGAAGAAGGCUAUAUACAAGGUCAUCUGCAAGCUGGAUAGUGAAGUCCCUGAGAUUUUCAAAUCCCCAAACUGCCUACAAGAGCUGCUUCAUGAGUAGAAAUUUCAACAACUCUAUUCGAAUGUAUGAAUAGUAGCAGUCCCCUUUGGAUGUCCAAGUUAUCCGUGUCUAGAUUUUGAUUUCAUAUAUAUGUGUAUGGGAGGCAUGGAUGUGUUACAAAAUCAGCUGGUAAUCCCUCCUCAUCAUCUUUCUCUCAUUUUCUUCUGUUUUCCAUUGCAAGGGGAUGGUUCUUUUCCUUCCGCCUUUAGUUUACUUUUGCCCAAGGCCCUUAACAUUUGGAGACUUAAAAUAGGGUUAAUUUUCAGGGAAAAAGAAUGUUGACGUGUGUAAAGUCUAUAUGAGCAAGGAAGGGCAUUUUUAAAAGAUGCUUCUGCUGGAUUGAUGGUUUAUUGCGCAUGGCGGUUGGCAGAGGGAGACCCGUGACACAGCACUACUCUGUAGUCAGUGAUGUGUCUCUUGUUUUUACUGCUGAGAAGGUCAGAAAACUCAAUGGAACCACUUGAUAAACUUAAAUAUUUUGUUUGGUUUGAACUCAGUAAGUCGCUUUUUAUUACACAUUUAAAAAUAAUGCCAGUGGCAGAUGAACAACUCACUUUUCACAAGUAUCCCAAAAGGUCAAAUUUUAAAAAGAACAUAAUCACUAACCGUCAAGUCUUUCCUAAGAGAAAUGGCAAACGCCACAAGCUAGUACCAUUUUCUUUGGAGGCAAAGCAGUUUUGUACAAAACUGACUCUUUCAAAAUGAGACUGGAAAUUCAUGUGAUUUCUAGUCACCUCUCGAAAUUUUGCAGUAGGUUCUUCUUGGAAAUAAGUAUCUAUCGUUCUUCAUACAGAAAAACCCCUAUAACGUGUUAUCAUUUUCUAUUUAUCUUGCUUCAGAUACUAAAAGGCACAUAAGUUUCAAAUUUAUUCUUUGCUCAACUUUGUUUAUGUGGUUUAAAAGCAUUAUCAUUUCUGUUUAAUAUUUAACACUUCUUUUUUCAAAAAACACUAUUUUCUAAAUUCCUUUCUAUGGUAAGGAAUAAAGGACAUCCCAACUUGACCAUAAAAUUCCUGCCUACACUAGAAGUUUGUUAACAGCUGCUAGCUGACUCGAUCUUCCCCUCCUGAGAGGAGUACAUAUGAGAAUGACCUAUUUUCCUAUACAUUUCCACUCUACCCUGAUGGAUAUUCAAAGUGGUGACGGUCUAAUUUUUAAGUGUUUCUUCAUUUUAGGUACAGCGUUUUAAAGAAAUUGAUACAGUCUCUUCUAAUUCAGAAGCUAGUAAUUGACCAAAACGUGAAGAGUGUAUAGAAUAGGAGAGUUUGGGAGUUAACCCAAAAGACACAAUUUCAGCACACAUAAGAAAGCUAGCUGCUAUUUCAUGCUUUCUUCAAUGGUUCUCCUCUUUUUUCUUUUUUUUUUUUCCAGUUUUUCAAAGGUGUACAAAGUCCCGUACUUGCUUUUAAAAAGCCGUGUGGCGUUCACACUUGUUUUCUUAGAUGGGUUUUGUGUGCAGAUGCAGUAAGAAUUCCUUUUUUAUUCUAAUAGUGUUUUCCAGAACCCUCCCUCCCCUUUGGUAACUUGAUCUACAUCUCCUAAAGUGACAAAGUAAAAAAAAAAAAAACAAAAAAAAAACUGGUAUUUAGAUCGUGUACAACAUAAAUAUCGUUUUUUCCUUGAUUUUUAUAAAAAUUACAUUUGACUUUGGAGACUGCAGGUUGACCCAUGUAACUAGGUGACCCAAUCGCUGUAAUUUAACAUCAUUUAUAAAUUCUGCUGAUGGACAGGAAUGUAUGAAGGCAAUUAUUGUCAGCACAAAGCCUUAAAACCUGCUGACUUUAAGUUAAACGGCGCGGUCCUGUGAUGCCUGCGUCAUUCAGGAGACGUGGCCUCUUGCGGUGUGGACAGAGUGCAGUGGCCCGGGCUGGAACACCCUGGGCCUCACUCUGCACCCACAGCCAAACACAUCGCCCAGCUCGCAGGCUCCUACACAGAGCCAUGAGAGCCAAUUUGUUCUUGUUCUGGCUUGUUUGGAAAAAAAAAAAGUGUUUGGAUAAUCAUCACCUUGGAAUAAAAUGAAACCCCCCCCCCAAAAAAAAAAUCCAAUCAGCACAAAGUAGGGAAGCAAUCUCAACUUGUGGUCACACUCUUUCGCCUUGCUUCACGCCCAAGAGUAUGACAUUCAUUGUUCACAUCAGCACAGAACUGGGUCUUUGCUGUUCCCGUGUAAUUCACAUCACCAUUGUGUUGCCAUUUGCAAGGUAAAAGGCAAAACCGUAAUGUCUUCACCUAUAAAGAUAGAUUGCUAGUAUCUUCCUGACCUGGGGCAAAUUCAGUGUUGAUUCCUGACGUAUUUGAAUUUUUAGUAUUAUUCUCCCCUGCCUUUCUAAUUGAAAUAGACAAAUUAAGCAAAAACGUGUGUUCACAACCAAAUGUUGAUGCACUUAUCUACAAUAAUAUCCUCUCAAUGUUCACUGAGGCAUAGAAAUUGUUUCAGAGUAGAAAUUGCAGCGUGAGGAGAAACUCAGCUCAUUGUCCUGGAAACAGAACUCAAUCGUUUUGCUUUUAGGUGAUUCUUUUCUCUUUCACCAUCAUAAAAUCUUGUGCCUCCCAGUGCAUUGGAAAAUGACAAAAGCCUAUCUCUCAAAACUCCUAUUUAACAAGUGUUCUUUAAAACACCAUCUUUCCAAUCUUAGCUCAACUCUCACCAAGUAAAAAUUGGCGACUUGGGAGAAAGUUCACUUUCUCUGGUGGGAGGGUGAAGGACUAGGGACAGUUUACAUAGGGAAACAAAGUCUAAAGUCCAUGUUGAAAUACCACAUUUCCACUUAUUUUCUGCUAACCCUAAAUUAUUUUUGCAUCUACACUUGAGGUUAUAGUCUGUGCCUAGACCUAAAUGCACCAGCGGGGGGAUUUUUAAAAAUCCUUCAAAAUUCCAGUUUUUUCCCACAAGUACAAUUGUUCUUGUGCCUUCUGUGGCUUUCGAUUUCAUCUUUUUGACUUUAUUUCCAAUUACUACAGCUGCAAUAAACACUAGAUUUUUUUUCUGGCUGUUUGACAUAACGUUGAUAGCUAUGCAUAUUUUGUGUCUUUUUAAAACAAAGCAGGAGAAUACGUUUUUGAAGAAGAGAAUUUUUAGAACAGUUUGAUACCGCAAAUUAUUUUUUCCUCAAUUGUUUGAGCAGCAUUCGAGUUUUGAAAAUUCUUGUAGAAGCCAAUUUUUUGUAACUGUGGUGCAAAUCUUGUGUUUUCUUAGCCUAAUGAAAAGUAGUAUAGAAGCAAUAUUUCAUACCAUGUGCUAUAUAUGUGUGUGCAGAUGUGUGAACAUAAAAACACAUACACACAUAUACACACAUGUAAAAAUAUACAUAUAUAUAUGCGUGUGAAGUGGAAAGCUUACCUUUUCCUAUCUAGAUUUAAGGACCUAUUUUAGGCAUUUGUUAUGUUUUGUGAAAAGAAUGUUCUAUUUGCAACAACAAAACAUUUAAUUCUUACUGUAUCUCUGGCUGUUUAAUGAGGACAUUUCACUUUAAAUGGUAAAACAACGUGGAAGAUGGUAGAAUGUAGUCAUUAUUUAAGGAAAUGUUCACCCACAUAUUCCUGAAGUUUGCUUUGUGCCUCCAAGUAUUAUUUCAUUAAAGUGUUUUAUGUUUGCAGAAUCUUUGUUGCUGUGCUAGGGAUGUGGGUGAAUAUCAUUUUAAAAAAUUUUAAAAACAACAAAAAAAAGCAAAACAAAAACAC